Triticum aestivum (bread wheat) is the source of this 1173-nucleotide messenger RNA. RefSeq lists its product as uncharacterized. The transcript has a single exon. NCBI's taxonomy places the organism in Eukaryota, Viridiplantae, Streptophyta, Magnoliopsida, Poales, Poaceae. The record is from RefSeq and is a predicted model, not a curated record. Bases 55 to 1173 code for a protein of 372 amino acids.
UUCUCUUUCUGCGCAAACGAGCAGCUUUCCUACCCUAGAAUCCCGGUCCCUGCCAUGGCGGCGGCGGCGGGCCUCCACCAAGACGUUCUCGCCCGUAUCUUGCUCCUCCUGUCGUGCAUCGUGGACCGCGUCAGGGCGUCCGCGGUCAACAAGCACUGGCGGCGGGUCUCGCUGCAGAAUCCGCCCCCGCUGCCGCGCCUCCUCAGGCCAUCCACGGCCCGGACCGAGAGCUACCGGAUCUUCGGCGGCUUCGUCGAUCUGCACCCGUCCCUCUCUGACGAGGGCCGCGGGCCGCGUUUCUGCGGGUCUGCUCCGGGCGGCUGGUUCGUGAUGUCAUCCCAGCCCUGGCGCGGCCACGCGCUCCUGAAUCUCCGCACCGGCGAGCGCGUCGCCCUGCCGGAGAGGGUGCGCAUCCCACUCGAGUUCGGCCUCGGCGUCAUCACGUGCCCCAUGAUGAUCCGCGCAGCCGUCAUGUCCUCGGCGCCGCCGUCUGGCGCCUGCUUGGUCGCUGCGGUAACGUCUAGCCAGACCAACCUGGCGUUCUGGCGGCCAGGCAUGGAAUGCUGGUUGUCGGCGCCGGCGGUAGGGAGGUUUGUGCGCAACGCCGAAGACAUCACUUACCACGACGGAUGGUUCUGCGCCGUUGAAUCAGAUGAUGACCUCGUCUGCUACAAGCCGGAAAUCGCCCCUGCUGAAGACGGCGCCCCUUCGCUGACCAUUCGACAUCACGCCUACAAUCUCCAUGUCCAUGGUCACCGGACGGCACCCGGGGAGAUCGUCUCCCGCUACCUCCUGCCCUCCGCAUCCGGUGCCGAUCUGCUGAUGGUGAAAAGGUUCAUCGCGCCGACGAGAGGCGGCACCUGCCGGUUCCAGGUCUUCAGGCUGCAGGAGGGACUGCCGGCUUCCUGGCGCCUGUACAAGAAGAGCGGGCAGGUGCUCUUCGUCGGCCGGGCCUGCUCCAAGGCCUUCUACACGGGGCACACCGGCGGCCCGGGCUAUAUCUACUUCCUCGACGACGUCUACACCGGUGGUCCGCACAGUGUCGCCCAGCAGAACGAGUAUCCCUGCGUCGACGCCGGCGGGUGGCGUUACUCAGUCCCCGACGAGAUCCAGCGCUGCCUUCCAUGGUUGCCCCCCUCGGACACCUCGCCAUGCAUUUGGUACCACCAUUAA